Molecule: messenger RNA, 1077 nt
Organism: Neurospora hispaniola
Lineage: Eukaryota; Fungi; Ascomycota; Sordariomycetes; Sordariales; Sordariaceae
Exons: 2
Coding region: 1-1077 (358 amino acids)
Source: RefSeq, a predicted model, not a curated record
AUGAUGACACCGCCAUCACUACCACCACCGCCAAAGACCCAGACGGUUGACCCGAGUCAUACACUUGUUGAGUUCCGGUGUCCGAAAUAUUCAUGUCAUCAACCGAGCAAAUCAUCAUCAUCCCAGCAGUCCUUUGCUUCAAGGACAUGGGCAUACCUCAAUGAGGAUGUCGUGCCUUCAACCUUUGCUGAGAUUCAACUUCUUCUUUUGACAUUUUGCAUUGGGUUACAAGACGCAGUCUCCUUCCCCGACUUCCACUGCUUCGCCUCCAACCAAACCGGCAACACCGUCUUCCUCCUCCUCGCCGCCGCCCUCCCCGAAUUCAACCCUUCCAUGUUCAUCACCGCCAACAUCGCCACCUCCCUCGGCUUUUUCUUGGGGAGCGCCUACCUCACCGGCCAACUGGGGCACUUGAUCGGCCCCCGCCGGCGCUUGUGGCUUCUAGUCACCAACACAAUCCAAACCAUCCUCGUCUUCAUCGCCGCCGCCCUCCAGUUUGGUAGCUACCACACCAACACCCCCGGCAAGCUGCUCUUCGAGUCAGGCAGCAUCGAUACCAUGGAGGCCGUCACGGGUACUAGGACUCUAGUGUGUAUUGCCCUCUUGGCGUCCGCGGCGGGGAGUCAGGUGGUGCUGAGCAGGAGUCUGAACAUGACGGAGAUUAGCACCGCUAUGGCGACGGCGGCGUGGGUGGAUUUGGUUAUUGACAAGCGCUUGAUGAGCAGGCCGCUGAAGGAGAAUAGGGGGAGGAAUAGACGGGUUGCGUUUUUGGUGAGUUUGGCGGUGGGCAGUUUGGUAGGAGCGUGUAUUUAUCGGUGGGUGGGGAGUGCGGUUGCGGUGACGGUGAGUGGAGGGGGGAAGGCGGUGGUGGGUGGGAUGUUUUUGUUUUCGAGGGGGGAGGGGAAGGAAAAGGUGGGGGAUGUUGAGGGUGGAAAGUUCCUGAGUGAUGCCUGUGGUGAUGAGAAAAAGAGUGGCAAAGAAUGUGUGGAUGGGAAGGAGGCAGAGGGGGGUGGGAGUGGGAGUGACUCGGAGGCUGAGAUGGGUCCGGCCAGUGGAAGGGCGGAUGGAAAUGUAUAA